UCCUCGGCAUCUCUUCAGUGCACCUGCGCGCGUCACGCCCCAAUAAUUUUGCGCGCACGCCGGAGCUCUCUCUCUCUCUCUCUCGCGCACGUCAUCGUACGCACAGCGCACACUCUCUGCGCGCAUUCCUUCUCACUCACUGCCACAUUCCAACAAACACCUCUCUGACAUCUCUCUCUCUCGUCCCCACAUGCUCUUCAUUCCCUCCCUCUUCCUCUCCUCCUCUCCUCCUUCUCCAUGGACGCUAGGACCAUGAGGAGGAGAUACGGAAGCCCGGAGAGACCCCGGCCAUGGGUUGAGCCACCCUUGAAGCUCCUCCCUGGGAUGAAGAUCCCUGUUGUUUACUAUCUCUGCCGGAAUCGUCACCUUGAGCACCCGCACUUCAUGGAGGUCCCUCUCUCCUCUACUGAUGGCCUCUACCUUCGAGAUGUGAUUGAUAGGCUUAAUGCGCUGAGGGGGAAGGGCAUGGCGGGGAUGUACUCGUGGUCUUGCAAGAGGAGCUACAAGAAUGGUUUUGUGUGGCAUGAUCUCUUGGAGGAAGAUCUCGUUGUGCCGGUGCAUGGGAAUGAGUAUGUGCUCAAGGGUUCUGAGCUCCUUGAUCGAUCUCCUGGGGUGAAUGAUGGAGGUGGUAAUACGAGGGAUGCGCAGGUGGUUGAGCCUUCACCUUCGCCUCCUUCUUCAUCUUCUUCACCUCCCUCUGUUGUUAUCAAGGAGGCGAAAUCCCCUCCAUCAGAGGUAAAGCUUGGAGUUUGCAAGUCUGCUGGGGUUCAAGAUGCUGCCACUCAGACAGACAAUGGCGACUUUGUGUCUUUGAAGCCGAAACGAUGCCCUGAGAUUGAAGAGGAGGUCUCGCCGCCUCCGCCUUCAACCUCAUCCUCUGGAGGGAAGACAGGGACUUUAGAGUCUCUGAUUAGAGCUGAGGCGAGGAUGAAUGGCUUUAGGUUCUUGGACGACGAUCAGGUCCUUGUCUCUGCGAGGACAAGGCUGAAGGCCACCAGUGUGUUCAUGCAUUUGAUCACUUGUGGAUCUAUCUCAGUGAAAGACCAACAUAACUUUGGUCUUGUGCAGAGCUAUAAGCCUGGGUUUUCUCGUGCCAAGUUUGCUUCUCCUCAGCAGCUUGAUUGCUUCUCAGAUAAUCCCAGUCUGAUGGCGUUGAGGCUUGAAGACAAGGAGUAUUUCAGUGGGAGCUUGGUUGAGACUAAGAGGCACACUGUGAGAGCAGGGGAUGGGGUGCCGACUCUCAAGCGCUCGUCUUCCUACAAUGCGGACAGGACUUGCAAAUCGCUGGACACAAGGAAGGAGAGAAAUAAAGUGGUAGAUUCAUCCCGCUCAAAUUGUCUCCCUAGGACAAUCAAAGUUACAUCAAACAAGCAGUCUAGAAAUGAAACGAUGAGGUCACCUAUCUCGAAUGCAACAGGGAUGUCCUCAGCUGUGCUUGACUGUGGCAAGGCAUCCCCUAAUUGUUCUUCGAGAGGUGGAAGUAAAAGAAUCACUGAUUAUGCUUCCUCACUGAAAGGAUCAUCAUCGAGGUUUGAAUCUUUCAGAGAGGACAAAGAGAAGGUGAUUGUGAUUGAAGAAAGGCUUACUUCAGGAGCUCGGGUUAUAAUACAAUCAACAGUGCCAUAUGACAUUAGUGAGGACAGCUCAGACUCUGCUUAAAACAUGAUUGUUGUUAUAUGGUUUGCCAGGCAUCUUAUCAUCCUCUUUCUGGAAGGUGGUCCGUGGUUUUCAAAAGAUGCAAUUUCAUGCUUAUGCAAUUUACAACUCUCUUUGACAGAUUCUAGUCUUAAUCUCUCUUAAUGCUUUGAAAAGAACCUCACAAUGCUUGCCUGGAAAAGAAGCAAAACCUUGAAACCCUUUCUAGACUUCUGGUACGGUCUCAAUUUACACGGAUACCUAUUGAUCAGGGCACUGACUAGGUCUUUUUUUUUUUAAUAUUUUAUUCUUUUGAAAUAUCAGAAGUUACUGUAUGUUUUACCAUAGAUUAACCUUGAAGAGUUGCAUAUACUGUAACUUUUAUUUCUCUAGUACCUAACCAUCACAUUGAAUUCCAGAAGCACUUCCGAAACUUCCUCAAUGUAACUGGGCCAUUACUUGCUUCUUUUAGUGUAAAGUCAGCUGUGAUUUUCAUAUGAAACUUUGAUUGAUCUAUUUUACUUUUCAACUUUUGCUUUA
This is a messenger RNA of Dioscorea cayenensis subsp. rotundata (Guinea yam), 2175 nucleotides long. RefSeq names its product protein UPSTREAM OF FLC-like. The record is from RefSeq and is a predicted model, not a curated record. Lineage: Eukaryota; Viridiplantae; Streptophyta; Magnoliopsida; Dioscoreales; Dioscoreaceae. Bases 238 to 1659 code for a protein of 473 amino acids. The transcript has 5 exons.